GCUUUGAAUUGGAGAUGGAACAGCGGAUUCGAUGGAAGAUUCAAUGGCGGAUUCGAUGGAAGAUUUCAACGGCGGAUUCGAUGGAAGAUUCAACGGCGGAUUCGAUGGAAGAUUUCAACAGUGUAUUCGAUGGAAGAUUCAACGGCGGAUUCGAUGGAAGAUUUCAACAGUGUAUUCGAUGGAAGAUUCAACGGUGGAUUCGAUGGAAGAUUUCAACAGUGUAUUCGAUGGAAGAUUCAACGGUGGAUUCGAUGGAAGAUUUCAACAGUGUAUUUGAUGGAAGAUUCAACGGUGGAUUCGAUGGAAGAUUUCAACAGUGUAUUCGAUGGAAGAUUCAACGGUGGAUUCGAUGGAAGAUUUCAACAGUGUAUUCGAUGGAAGAUUCAACGGCGGAUUUGAUGGAAGAUUCAACGGCGGAUUCGAUGGAAGAUUUCAACGGCGGAUUCGAUGGAAGAUUUCAACAGUUGUAUUCAAUGGAAGAUUCAACGGCGGAUUUGAUGGAAGAUUCAACGGCGGAUUCGAUGGAAGAUUUCAACAGUGUAUUCGAUGGAAGAUUCAACGGCGGAUUUGAUGGAAGAUUCAACGGCGGAUUCGAUGGAAGAUUUCAACAGUGUAUUCGAUGAAAGAUUCAACGGUGGAUUUGAUGGAAGAUUCAACAGCAGAUCUGAAUGUGGAUGAUAAUGAGAUUGUGAAUUCAGUUCUUCUAUUCCUUUCAUCAUAUAUUUCAUCAUCAUCACAUUGAUUAUCUCACUUGAGAAUGCCAUAUUGAAUGAAGUUGAAGCUGCCAGAGCUGAAGAAGAGAAUAUAAUCACUGACAUUUGAGAGAUCUGUAUAGAAGAAUUGAUUGUAGAAAUUAUAGAUUCAUUCUUCUGAUUCUUCUUCUUCUUUCUACUCAUUAAUCAUUUUGUCAUCUCUCUUAUUCUUUAUCUCAUUGAUAAUCACCCGUUCAUACAAUCUGUAUGAGAUGUCAGACUCAGGUGUAGGGAUUCGCGGAUAUCAAGAAUCCUCAGACUGAGUCUCUAUAUCCUUCUCAUCCAUCUGCUCCUCUAUCUCAUCAUUGACCGGAUCCUCUCCAUUAUCCAGAACUUCUGGAACAGGUAGUUUGGGGAGACUGAGGCGCAGGAUAGGAGUCUUUGUACAGGCUUGCAAAGCAGCAGGACAGCGGGCGUUGCGAGGCAUAUUGAAAAAAGGGUUGAUUGAUAUAUGUGGAUUUGAUGAUAAAGGUAAGAAAGACGCGUAUUUGGAUGA
Molecule: messenger RNA, 1248 nt
Organism: Blastomyces dermatitidis ER-3
Lineage: Eukaryota; Fungi; Ascomycota; Eurotiomycetes; Onygenales; Ajellomycetaceae
Exons: 2
Coding region: 15-623 (202 amino acids)
Source: RefSeq, a predicted model, not a curated record